UAGCAAGGUGGCGAAAACAACACCGUCCCGGCUACAGUUUUGUUAGCUUGCCCGGCCUUUGCUGCACUACAUCAGCAAUCUUGGGACAAAGCCCGAUCACUGAUCGAUACGGGCAAACAAGUCGGUACGCCGUUCCCUGGUGACAUGGCAGACGGAAAGUAUGCUAAUACAGUCCUACAGGGCAAAGACAGAAACGAGAAAAAAACAAGGACUUACUUUUGGAAAAAAAUGUGCGAUACAAAAAGGCAAGGUCUAGAAUUAUUUGACAGUGAUCAAGGACCCGACCGCAUUGAGGUAUACCACUUUGAAAAGACCAAUGAAUAUCUGUGUGCACGGGACGCCACAGGAAUAACGCACGUGGAGCGUGCGGCUCGAUACCUCCGGCGACCCGCCACUGCCUUGCUGUCUGAGCUACUAGCCGUGCCGCGCGUUCUGAUUGCCGUACCGGUUGCGAUAGUAUUGCAGAUUGAAAGGUGCAUAUUAUUGGGAGUGCGCAGCGUAAUGACGGGUGCUCUACAGGCCGCGUCGGAUCAGUUGCUGAAACCGACUUUAGCAGUAGCUUUUAACGCGAUAGUGCAGCCGCCUUUAGUAUUCGCAACACAAACGGCUAGCGCGCUCCGCGAAGUUAUGCGUCCCCUCACACUCGCACUUGCCGACGUUCUUGAGCCAUUCACACGCCUGGUGUCUUCACUGCGCCUCAUCCAUAUCGAACGUCGAUGUACAUGUACUCACCAAGUGUGAACU
Messenger RNA from Vanessa tameamea, 744 nucleotides. RefSeq lists its product as uncharacterized. The transcript is spliced from 5 exons. Bases 145 to 741 code for a protein of 198 amino acids. The record is from RefSeq and is a predicted model, not a curated record. Lineage: Eukaryota; Metazoa; Arthropoda; Insecta; Lepidoptera; Nymphalidae.